AAAAUGUCGCACAAGGGCAAGGGCAAGAAGUCCGCCAAGUCUGGCAGCGCCGAGAGCAAGAGCGAGGAUGUUCUCCAGGCUGUUUGUCUUCUCCCACUCGCCAACACCCCUCUCAUCGAAUACACCCUCGAGUUCCUGGCUAUGAAUGGCGUCAACGAGGUAUACAUCUACUGUGGUGCUCAUACCGACCAAGUCGAAGACUACAUCAGCCGCUCCAGAUGGUCGACCGGCGCCCGAACAUGCCCCUUCUCCGUCCUUCAAUUCGUCAGAGUCUCGGAUGCGCGAUCAGUUGGUGACGUCCUCCGUGAUAUGGACAAGCGAUCACUUGUCGACGGCGAUUUUAUCCUAGUCAACGGAGAUCUAGUCUCGAACAUUAUGCUUGACAGUGCCCUCGCAGCGCACCGCAAGCGAAGAGAAACCAGUGCGGCCAAUAUCAUGACCAUGGUGUUGCGAAGCGGAGGACUGGAUGACCAUCGAACAAAGACUCACGGAAUCACACCCAUUUUUGUGGUUGACACCAAGACGAACCGAUGUCUUCACUACGACGAAAUGAACCCCCUGACGAGUGACCGGUAUAUGGCCCUUGAUCCGGCUGUUGUGGAUGAGCUGUCGACUGAAUUCGAGAUCCGAGCCGACCUCAUUGAUGCACAGAUCGAUAUCUGCACCCCCGAAGUUCUCGCCCUCUGGUCGGAAAGCUUCGACUACGAACUUCCUCGAAAGAACUUCUUGCACGGUGUGCUCAAGGACUGGGAGCUGAACGGCAAGAUGAUUUACACUGAGAUCUUGGAAGAGGGCUACGCUGCGCGGGCGAGCAACCUGCAACUAUACGACGCCAUCAGCCGCGACGUUCUCGACCGGUGGACAUACCCAUUCAUCCCAGAGUGCAACGUCGUUCCCAAGCAGACGUAUCAGCGCCAUAUUAACGGUGUGGUAGCUGAGCACGGUGCUUUCUACGCAAACGACGCUACAGUCUCCAACACAAUCCUUGGCGGAAACAGCACCAUCGGGUCAGGGAGCAAGAUUGUCAACAGUAUCAUUGGCAGAGACUGCAAGAUUGGGGCCAAUGUGGUUUUGGAGGACUGCUUCGUCUGGAACGAUGCUACGAUCGAGGAUGGUGCGAGGAUAUCGCGAUCAGUUGUGGCAGACGCCGCUACCAUCGGAAAGAACGCUUCGAUACCUACUGGCAGCUUGAUUUCCUUUGGUGUCAAGGUCAGCGACGAUAUGAUCUUAUCCAAGAGUGCCACCAUCUCAUGCGUGGACUCUGAGGGCAACCCCGUUACCCCUGACACCACGCUUCUCGGCUCUGGCACCAACGCCGCUCCCUUUACCGACCCCGAAGACGAGGAACUCGACGAUGAGGACCCGGCCCUGCUUCAGAAGUCUCUCCUCUACUCCCUCGCAGAGUUCAACAUUUCCACCUCAUCAGUCUCAACCCUCUCUUCUGAAAUUUCCGAGGACAGCCUCGACCAAGGCCAUCUUUCCAUUGGUACCUCGACCCGAUCGCGGCUCUCAUCAUUCGCUUCAGAUGAGGCUGGCGAGAAGAUGUCUUUCCACAACGAUGCAGUCCACGGUCUGCUCGAUGCUCUCCGAGCCGAGUCUGGCGAUUUCGACUCGGCCAAGCUCGAGUUCAUGGGUCUUCGUCUUGCCAAUGACGCUUCAGAUGCCAUGAUGCGUCGUGCCGUCGCCACUGCCUUUGCCCGUCACGCGGCUGAGCUGCUCACACCCGAGUACGGCGCUCUCGACCCUAACAAGGCCGCUGGGCGAGCUCUUACCGCGCGUCGUGGCGCCAUCACCUUUAUCAAUGAGGUUGGUAUCGGUGGCGAGGAGGAUGACAACCAGGCCGAGCAAGUCGAGUUCAUUCUCGCGCUGCAGAAGGCUCUCGCACACGCACACGGGCCCGACCAAUCCCGGGUUGGCGUCGUACUCGCCGCCCUCCUACAGCAGCUGUACACGGCCGACAUUCUCGAGGAAGAGGGUAUCAUGGGAUGGUGGGGAAAUGAGCGUUCCGAUGACGGCGAGGGUAUGACAGCUCUCAAGGAGAAGUGUCGGGUGCUGGUUGAGUGGUUGGAGAAUGCAGAGGAGGAAGAUGACGAGGAGAGCGAUGAUGAAUAGACGAAUGCUUUUGUAUAUAUCCGUGAGGAUAUAGGAGUUUAAAAGAACAAAGU
Molecule: messenger RNA, 2165 nt
Organism: Fusarium vanettenii 77-13-4
Lineage: Eukaryota; Fungi; Ascomycota; Sordariomycetes; Hypocreales; Nectriaceae
Exons: 2
Coding region: 4-2112 (702 amino acids)
Cellular component (GO): eukaryotic translation initiation factor 2B complex
Molecular function (GO): guanyl-nucleotide exchange factor activity; translation initiation factor activity; translation initiation factor binding
Source: RefSeq, a predicted model, not a curated record